UUCUUGGCUAUGAGGAAUGCACAUGAGGAUUGUGAAGAAGUUGUAAAACAGGUUUCAAAGAAUGGUCGUCUUAUGUUUGUGCUGCAACAAAAGCUCAAGAAUCUAAAGACUACUCUCCAUAGGUGGAACCACAAUGGAUUUGGGAAUGAACACGAGAAUUUGAAAUCUAAACUAAAAAUCUUGAAAGAUAUACAACUAAAGCUCACCACGGCUGGUCUUGAGGUAUUGAGCAGAGGAAUUGAGCAAGUAGUUCAGCAAAAACAGAUUCUGCAUAUGGAUAACCCACAGGCAAACAAGAAGAGCCUUAGGAACAUGAUGAAUUUGCUGAGGUCAUAUGGGCAAGC
Messenger RNA from Sphenostylis stenocarpa, 344 nucleotides. The record is from the annotation of a GenBank genome assembly. NCBI's taxonomy places the organism in Eukaryota, Viridiplantae, Streptophyta, Magnoliopsida, Fabales, Fabaceae.